Molecule: messenger RNA, 1924 nt
Organism: Aphidius gifuensis
Lineage: Eukaryota; Metazoa; Arthropoda; Insecta; Hymenoptera; Braconidae
Gene: fest
Exons: 5
Coding region: 133-1275 (380 amino acids)
Source: RefSeq, a predicted model, not a curated record
GACAACUGUUUUUUGUUUUUCGAAAAUAACCGUGGUGCACGUUCACUAUCUGAAUUUAUACUUUUCUGUCAAGUCAAACAGAAUAUUGUAUAUGUGUUUAUUUAAAAAAAAAUAUUAUUUAUGUAGUGAACGAUGACAAAUCUUGCCAAACAACGUGAAGAAUUUAAUUUAUCCGUAUUCCCGUUCAAUAACUCAUUGUCGGCGAGAUCGAUUUCUCAGUUACAAUCAAACUAUCAUCUUUCAAGCCGAUACACAAGUCAAACUAUGCAACUGAGAUCUUUAUACACUAUGCAUCAAUAUCAUCUCCAAGAAAGAAAUAAUAUUCAAGUACUCAAUGAUUAUUCAAAAAAUCAGGGAAGUCCCAUAACUGAAAAGUGGCAAGGAAUAAACUUCAUGGGUAUUAUGCCUACAAAAAAGUUCUCAAAUAAUCCCAAGCAAGCCAUCACUUCUUUUCCUUUCCGUUCGGAUGAAGAUCCUACCCAUCAAACUAUUUGGAGAGAAUUAAACCUCCAUGAUGCACCACAGAAUUUUAGUAUUGGAGCUGUUGCUACUCCACAUGGGACUAUUUCUCUCCGACUUCACAAUCACAUUCGAGUUGAAAUGUCUCUUGAUCGUGCUAUAAGAAUCACAAAUUUUAAGAAUAGCAUUUUACUUUCUCUCAGUAGCUCUGGAUCAGCAGCAGCUCUUUUGCACCCUAAUGGUAGAAUCUAUCAAUAUGGAUCCCGUGUCGAAAUCCUUGCACACGAUACUUACGGAAACAACAAGUAUGCUAAAAUGUGGUAUAAAGGGGUAAGUUUCACUUCAGAACAGUGCGCAUUGGUGUAUUUAGUUGAUGCAGCUGGAACGAGAACAACAACUGAUUCAUUUUCUGAUAUGAACCAAGAUUUUUCGUUAAGUGUAUUUUCUGCCGAGUCUCGCCAAAGACAUUUCGACUAUCACGAGGCUCUCACAGUCCUUGAAGGUGCACAGUACUGGCAAUCUGAUGAAGGCAUUGAGAAUUGGGUUAUAAACAAUGUCCGUAUUUCUCAAACACCAGACGGUCUUGUUAAGAUCGCACGUAGUAACAACAAAUAUCAACUGAGGACAUCAGCAAGCCAUGGAACAGCUACCGUGACGACCCCGUUUUUGCACUGUACUGCAUCACUGGGUCAGACAUCUCAUCUUUUUGUAAGGCGUGGUGAAAGACGAAUGCAUUAUGAUGGUAGCAGCUUUAUAGUGAGAAAUGCUGGCCACAGCGCUGGCUUUGACAAUAAUAAUCAGCUGAAAGUUUAUUAAAUGCAGUGUAAAAUAUAUUGUUCGUACUUUUAAAAGGAAACUAAUCUUCAAUACUUUAAUGCCAAAAUGAAAUGAAGAAAACAAUUAUUUAAACAAUUUUUUUUCCUUAUAUAUUUGAAGUACGAAUUACCAAAGUUAAAAACAAACAAAAGUUUUUAAAGUUAACAGAAUAAAUGAAAUAAUAAGGCGUAUUUUUGUCAGUUUUGAUUGUAUUACUUUUUUUUUUUUUUAAUAAUUCUUCAAAGUUAGUUGGCAUCUUUUGAAGAGGUUUAACAUAUGAUAAGCUCUUUUAGAAAUGUUUGAAAAUAACUUCAAACGUGAAUAAAAAAUAUUUAUAAUGACUGUAUUCUUCUUCUUGGAUCAUAGUAGACAAAAUGAGCAAAUUUUUGGUGCCAUCAAACAAGAAGUUCGAUUCGGUUGUUUUUAUUUAACUGGAAUGUCGAUGUCAUAUGUUUGGGAAUAGUUACGUUUUUUAUAUACACUAGACCAAUUGGCGCGCUUCGCGCGCUAUUAUAUGUGAUGUUUUCUCAAUAAUGUAAGAUAGUUGUAGUAAGAAGUUUUUUGAUCUUGAUCAUUACGUAAAAAUUCACGAUAUCUCCCAAUUUUUAAUUUACUCGUUCUUUUUGAGUAUAUAGUAGAAAAAAAAAAA